Molecule: messenger RNA, 1921 nt
Organism: Austrofundulus limnaeus
Lineage: Eukaryota; Metazoa; Chordata; Actinopteri; Cyprinodontiformes; Rivulidae
Gene: dab1a
Product: DAB adaptor protein 1a
Biological process (GO): neuron migration
Cellular component (GO): intracellular membrane-bounded organelle; cytoplasm
Source: RefSeq, a predicted model, not a curated record
AUCCUCCAGCACCACCAUGCCGUCCAUGAGAUCUCCUACAUCGCCAAGGACAUCACAGACCACCGAGCCUUCGGCUACGUCUGUGGGAAGGAGGGGAACCACCGCUUUGUGGCCAUCAAAACUGCACAGUCGGCUGAGCCGGUCAUCGUGGACCUGCGGGACCUGUUCCAGCUCAUUUAUGAGAUCAAGCAGAGAGAGGAGCUGGAGAAGAAGGCCCAGAAAGACAAGCAGUGUGAGCAGGCCGUCUACCAGACCAUCCUGGAGGAGGACCUGGAGGACCCAGUGUACCAGUACAUUGUGUUUGAGGCGGGGCACGAACCCAUCCUCGACCAAUCAGAAGAGAGCAUUUAUCAGGUUCCCACCAGUCAGCAGAAGGAAGGUGUCUAUGACGUCCCAAAGCGACACCCAAAUAUCAGCCAAUUAGAGAUUUUCGGAGAUAUGUCCACACCUCCUGACAUAACCUCUCCAUCAACCCCCGUCUCUCCUGCCAACACCCUGGACCCCUCGCAGGGCCUGCAGCCCCCCACGGAGCUGUUUGCUCCCUUCAAUCCUGCGUCUGUGCCCUCAGGUUACGUGACAAUGGGGGCGGUCCCUCCUGGUCACUGGUCCCAGCAGGCCUUUGCAGCCCAGACACCGCUGGCCUUUGGGGUCCAGUCCCCUCUGGGCCCCGUGGCCCAGGUGCUCCCAGGUGGACAGCCCCUGAUCUGGGGCCAGGCCAACAUCUUUCCUGCCACCCAGCAGCAGUGGGCAGCCAUGGCAGCUGGAGCCUUCCCACCCACAGCCUACCUCCCUGCCCAGCCGGUGGGCGCUCUGUUCCAGACCCUGGCUCCGGUCAACACUGUGACCCCCGCCAGCGAGAGCCACCCAGGAGCCGGGGCCGCUAACUCAGCUGCCUCCUCGUCAGCGCUGUCCAGUCCCCACCAUGAGGAGAGGAGCAAGAAGAUGGGCAAGGAUAUGUUCAAGGACUUUCAGCUGGCGAAGCCCCCGGCCAUGCCCUCCAAGAAGGCCGAUCAGCCCAGCUUGGCGGGAACAUCCGAGGCCUUCAGCACGUACUUCAGCCGUGUGGGCACGGCCCAGGACAUGGACGACUGCGACGACUUCGACAUCUCUCAAAUGAACCUGACCCCGGUCACCUCCACGACGCCGUCCACCAACUCCCCGCCCACUCCGGCCCCCAGGCAGAGCUCUCCGUCCAAGUCCUCAGCCUCUCACAUCAGCGACCCCCCCACCGACGCCACGGACCCCCCCACAGACGACUCGUUUGGGGAGGCGGAGGGGAGUCCCAGCCGCAGCGGAGAGGAAGAUGCUAAGGGGAAGGACCCUCUCUACGCUCAGAUCAACAAGGGGAAGAAAUGAACAGACGGACGUGGCCGGCAGAGCGAUCAGGAGGAGAAGCCUUCACCUCUGAGUGUGUGUGUGUUAGUGUGAGACACGCCUGGCCGAGCCCGUCCUCUCCUCCCAGGAGGAGCCCCGGCUCUCCUGCAGACCCCUCCUCCUCUCUGCACUCCUCCCCCCUCACAGGGGAGAGCGCCCUCUACAGGCAGGAGACAUGACUCUGAGCCGGAUCCAGCUGUGUCCUCUUCUGCCCCCUGUUGGUGUCUCACACUCAGCCUUACAGACUUAAGCUCCUCCCCUUUACCCUCCCCCUUGUUCUAACUCCUCCCCCCUGCCUCCCCACAUGGCCAGAGACUCUGAGGAGCACUGCCUUCCACACACACUGCAGCCAGGACGUCCCACAGAGGAGCUGGACCCUAGUGGGCCCUGUGUGGGCGGGGCAGGGGGCGGGGCUGUUUAAUGGGAUCACUGCUUCUGAUUGGUCGAUUUGGGUGUUUUCUCCCUACGAGUGUCUGCUGGAUCACUAUGCAGAAACAAACUGCUCACACACACACACACACACACACACACACACACACACACACAC